GGACAGAGCCACCAUGCUUCACCUGUAGGAAAGCCAGCUAUAUCGAUGAUAUUAUUCUUUGCUCUUUGAGAUUACUCGCCUGAUUAAGUUGAUCAAGAGUUCGUGUACUCGUGGCUACACCGUUGUGGACGGUUAAGGUCGUGGUUAAGGCCUGUCAUCCGCUGAGAAUCCAGUGACUUUGGGUUUUGGUCAUCCUCGGACGACAACUGGAUGCACCACUUUUUGGGCUUCAAGGCUCUGAAUACUCGGCGCAGAUAUGCUGCACACCGUCUACCUGGCCAGUUUAUGUCAACGUCGCCGAUGGCCCGAGCCUGCUUAUGAUGUGUCCUACAGUCCAUCUGGCUACAGGUGCAUCGUCAGAGUGAACAACCGUGAAUAUCAGACUUCGGGUUAUCACUCGUCAGAAUCAUCUGCUAAGGAAGGAGCUGCUUUGAUUGCUUUCAACAUUUGCCGAAACUUUUCCGCCAACGACGGCAUGUACCCAACCGGCUUUGCUCAUGGAGGUGUGAUUCAGGGCAACCCGGUACCUGUGGGCUCCGGUCGCCACGCCCGAAGAAGUGACACAAGAUCAGACUACCGAUAUGGCGACACCGAUAGCUCUGGCAGCAGAAGUGGCGGCAGCAGCCCUGACUGGCGGGAGACUCGCCAGCCAGCCCAGAUGUCAACAAGCUACAGGAGUUCAUACUCCUCCUCGUCCUCGGAUUCUAGCCAUUACAGCAGGCGAGGAACCCAACGCUAUUAGCUGUUUCAGCUUCCAAAAUGAUUUGCCUCUCCGUAGCAGGAUUCGUGCAGGGACUUUCCACUGGCCGUUUCUUACGACUUUACGACUUACGAGACCAUGACGAUGACCAUGAAAGAGGAAGUUGUUCUCUUCUGACGAUUGAUAUGAAGCGCGACCUUGCAUCUCUUUCUCCAUUGCUUGCUGUGUUAGAUGAGAUGUAUGCAGGCAACUGUGUGGGUUUCUGUGCUUCAUGAUUUUCCAAGCAUAGCGGCGGGAGGUGGCUCUUCGAGCGUGGAUUGAUCAAGCAAGCGAGGAAAGGAUGUAUGAACGAUUUUCAUUACGAAAAAUGCUAGACCGACAAAAUCAUAGCCUACCCCGAUCAAUAAUUGAAGAAGACUUGA
This is a messenger RNA of Exophiala xenobiotica, 1122 nucleotides long. RefSeq lists its product as uncharacterized. The transcript is spliced from 2 exons. Bases 257 to 742 code for a protein of 161 amino acids. Lineage: Eukaryota; Fungi; Ascomycota; Eurotiomycetes; Chaetothyriales; Herpotrichiellaceae. The record is from RefSeq and is a predicted model, not a curated record.